UGUCACUACAGAAAACAUGGCGGACCGGCUAACACAACUUCAAGACGCUGUCAAUUCGCUUGCCGAUCAGUUUUGUAAUGCCAUCGGCGUCCUGCAACAAUGUGCGCCUCCUGCAUCCUUCAGUAACAUCCAGACGGCUAUCAACAAGGAUCAGCCAGCAAACCCAACCGAAGAAUAUGCCCAGCUGUUUGCAGCUCUUAUAGCCAGAACAGCCAAAGACGUGGAUGUACUAAUUGAUUCUCUGCCCAGUGAGGAAUCCACAGCAGCUCUGCAGGCGGCCAGUCUGCGGCAGCUGGAGGAGGAGAACCACGAAGCAGCCGCUCGUCUGGAGGAGGUGGUUUACCGCGGCGAUAUGCUGCUGGAGAAGAUCCAGAGCGCUCUGGCCGACAUCGCCCAGUCUCAGCUCCGCACUCGCAACGGGGCGCCCAGCCAGCCGUCACCAGCCGAGUCCUGACGGGGCAGGAUGCCAUUUCGGACAAUUUUCAGUCAUUUCGCUCAUAUUCUGACUGUUUAUUUUGACACCAACUACAAGCCUCAAAACUCUCAGACACAGCUCAGCGUGUCAAAUGUGUCUGAGUGAAAAUCUAAAUGCUAACCAGUUUUCUAUGGAGGAGAGAAAUAGGAUUCUUUCAUGAUAUUUUCUUGUGCCCUCUAAGUAAGUAAGUGAGUAAACACAGCAUCCAUUCACAGGAAGUUUAGAAAAAUACUUUCUCUCAGCCCUGCAGAGUCUGAUCUGUCAUUUUUGUAUGUUUUCUGUACAGUAUAUGUUGUAUAUUGAUGUCUGUUGUAGAUAUUUAUGAAUGAAAUAAUCUUAGCUCAUGUUCACUCCUCAGUCUGCUUUAAACAGUUACAGGCCUCAGCUCACUGUAACUCCACGGCUGAUGAGUCUUUCCUUUUUUUUAAUAAACUUUGGACAAACA
This is a messenger RNA of Stegastes partitus (bicolor damselfish), 920 nucleotides long. It is a transcript of the gene med21, whose product is annotated as mediator complex subunit 21. Bases 17 to 454 code for a protein of 145 amino acids. Gene Ontology annotation, biological process: regulation of transcription by RNA polymerase II. Lineage: Eukaryota; Metazoa; Chordata; Actinopteri; Pomacentridae. Gene Ontology annotation, molecular function: transcription coregulator activity. The record is from RefSeq and is a predicted model, not a curated record. Gene Ontology annotation, cellular component: mediator complex. The transcript has 4 exons.